Lecanosticta acicola is the source of this 1930-nucleotide messenger RNA. Lineage: Eukaryota; Fungi; Ascomycota; Dothideomycetes; Mycosphaerellales; Mycosphaerellaceae. The record is from the annotation of a GenBank genome assembly.
AUGUCCAGCAACCCAUUCCGCCGUUCCGUAGCAUCCAAGCUGCCACACGUUGAACUCGCCUCCUCACCAUCCAGCGCUGCUACCCAUGUGCCCGGCGAUGCUCCAAGUAAGCCAUCAAGUGUGCUUGACAAGCCCGUGAGGACGUAGGUGGCACUGACAAUCCCCUCCAGCAACGCCCGCGCAACCGCCAACAAAGAAGAAGCGAGUCAAGAUCCAGACCCCUCCGCAUUCGCCAGACGACGCAUUUACCCUCGACAACCACGCUGGACCAAGACUGUCCCCAUCGCAUUACGCCGCACGCGUUGAACCUCCUCCGUCACCCCCUCCCGCCGUCCGACUGAAUGGAGAGGAAGAGUCGGAUUCCACGGCAACCGCCGACUCGGACCGGGAAGAGGCGCUGAAGAACAUGCGAACAACGUCUGCUUCGCUGCCGCCUGCACGAGGUGCCGCAUCUGCGAGCGCCGUCAGGGCACCAUACAACCCGUUUGCACCAACGUUGGCAUCCGAGCAGAAGAGGGCGCCGAAGCAAGAGAGUGGGGACGAGAUGGGAAGGGAGCAGAGGGCUGGUACUGGACGGCCGCCGAUGGAUGUCGACCAGUUCAAAAACAUCCUCCUGACCGGAAGUGCCCUCCCUUCACUACCCACAGCAGGCGCAACAACCACAGGAGCGACAACCGCAGGAGCAGCGAUCUCGCAGCCGCGACCUCCCGAUAGCAGUAGCACCAGCACCGAUACCUCGUCCAUCUUCGACCCAGCCUACGCCAUGCCCUCCGAGUCGCCGCGGACAUCAUUUGACGACUAUGAAGAUGCAUCGGAAAGCGAAGCGAACGACGAGAAUGAGCAUUCGAAUCUCAUGGGAGAGGGCCGACUGGACGACCUGGCUCCUCCAGCCCCUCCAAAACCACAGAAACCAGCCCGAGGACCACAGACCGUGUCCUUUGCCGACUUCGAUCAGACCAUCCCGCCCGACUUUCAGUCAACACAACGCGCGAGAUCUCCCGUGAAUCCUCAGCUUGCCGGAAUCUUGAGACCUCCUAUGCUAAGGUCCUCAAGCGAUCUGAACAAGCCACUGCCACCGCCUCCACCAAAGAGUCCCGCGGACCCCGCCCCCGAGGUACCGCACAAGGACAUCUCACCUCCUCAGCAAUCUUUGACAGUGCCGCAGCCGGCCACAGAAGACCCGGCGGGUUCGAAAAAGGCACCACCCCCUCCACCUGUGCGCCGAACGGCGGGUGAUACCGGUAGGCCUCGUAGCGCCUCCAAUCUUUCGAACGCCACUCUCGAUUCCGUCAACUCCGCAGGAAGGACUGGCUCUGGCGUCCAAGCGCAAAUGCCUCAAAAGACCGAAGACGGCAGCACCAAGCUUGCUCCCCCGCCGCCUCCUGCGCGGAAGACCAACUCCUCCGCCCAGUCAUCUACACCUGCGAUCGGAACACCUUCCAAGGAAUCCCCACCUAGCAAUUCCACCAACGAAGUGUCCAAGGCUGCACCAUUACCACCGCCUCGUCGACACCCUUCCAAGUCUGUAAGAGAAAUUCCAGGUCGCUCCUCUUCCGAUUUGGGACGACAGAAUUUGAAGCCUGGUGAUGCCUUCCUAUCGGCGUUAACAUCAGCCCACGCCAAUUCACCUCCCGCGCCUCCUCCGCGACGCGUCGGGGGUUCGAAACGAACCAGCAUGGAUGGACCUCCCGACACGUUGGCUCGUAGGCUGAGCACUGAGCACCACCGAAGGAGUAGCAACAACAGUUUGGAUAGCGAUAGGUCUGCUUCCACCUCGAGUUUGCAGCAGGUCGCGGAAACAGAGCUGAGCUCUGAGCAGGCAGUCGUCUCGUCGCCGCCUGUCGAGCCGCGGAGAGACAUUCUGGCCGACAUGACAGCCUUCCAAGCUGAGAUUGAUGCACUCAGAGCGAAAGAGUUCAAAGGGCGAUAG